This is a messenger RNA of Mycosarcoma maydis (corn smut), 1674 nucleotides long. RefSeq lists its product as uncharacterized. NCBI's taxonomy places the organism in Eukaryota, Fungi, Basidiomycota, Ustilaginomycetes, Ustilaginales. The transcript has a single exon. Bases 1 to 1674 code for a protein of 557 amino acids. The record is from RefSeq and is a predicted model, not a curated record.
AUGAGUUCAGUAGCAAGCAACAAGACGAUCCCAGCAACGACCACUGUCAGCUCGAAUUCCACCGCUCCUCCGGCCGAAGCGAGCAACACGACGAAUGCUACACAGACCUCUGCAGAUGUCGGUGCUUCGGUCACUACCGCGUUGACAAACAGCACCGACGACUCGAUGAUGACGCUGCUUACACUAGGUCCGCUGACAUCCUGCAUCUCACUGCCCGAUCUUUCGGUGAGCCCUAUGCCGGUUAGUAGCCAAUCAGGAGUUGCACAGCAGCACGCGCUGCGCGCGUGGCUGGAUGCGUUGCCGACGAAACGCUCGUGUUCGUCGUUAGCCUGGAAGCUUACUCCUGACUACUCGCGACAUCUGGAGGCGGUCAUGACGUUUCAGGGUGAGCUAGAACGGAUCGUUCCUGCUGCAGCGAAUGCGACGGGAACCACGACGAUCGGCGGCACAUCAGGCAUUGCGUUGAACGCUUCUGCGCCAGCUCCAGCAGACCGGGUUGCAGCCAACAACGCGAGUUUCUUCUCGAGCAGCGCGUCGGCUUCUGCGCUCUGGUCGCCACCUGCAACCAACGUCAAUUCACUUGCUCAGACGCUUCCGCUCUGGAUUGGAGUGACGCUGAGUUGUGUUGCUAUGGUGCACUUGGUCGCACUGGUCUUGCACAUUUUCUCGAAUUUGGAUGCGCUGUUUCGCGCUAGCUCAGCGUCCGCAUUGGGCUCAAGAGCAACAAGCGACUCGGUUCUGCCAGGACAUGCUCGGUCAACGAACCAGAGCGCAGCAACGCUUGUAGAAGCAUCAGCGGAUGAAAAGACAAGCCAACUACCGCAGUACACUGAGCAGUGCGUUGCAUCUGUCGAUGGGUUGCGUGCGGGCGAGUGUCGUGCGCUGGUGCGCAUCUCUCGCAAGGUGAACAGCGUGGUGGUUGGAAUGCUGAUGUUGGCUGCGUUGGCGAUGGUCGCGGUGGCGGUGGUGUUGAAUGCGAAAUUUGCGGUUGGUCCUGUAGAGUUAUCGGGUGGGUUGAAUGGAUCUGAGGUCAAUGCGGGUGAUGGUGCGACGACCGAGUCGACUAGCAGUGGCGUCAGCGAUGCGAGCAGAACCACGUCCACGUCGAGCGUCACUGUGCCGAUGUCUCAUGUACUCAACCCAGCAAGCUUGUCUGUCGCCACAGCCACGGCAAGCAUGAGGCUCGUUCGAAGGCAGACAAAUUACUUGGCCACUCCACCGCCGUCUUCAGCUGCUGUUCCUGUUGCGACGUCAUUGUCCAUGCCAACAUCGACGGUAGCUGCUUCCAGUCCAACAGAGACUUGGGAAGCUUCACCCAACGCGUCGCUGUUCCCGACAUUCACUGCUACUAGGUCGACUACUACGGCUACCGGUGUGGCUACUGCUAGUGCCAGCGCUUGGACGAUUUGCGCGAGUUCCACCGACACUUGCACACCUAGCCGCUCGUCGUCCAUGUUGGUCCUCGAGCGCGCCGAUUCAUUCCACCGCGUAUGGUGGAUCGUGAUGCUCGAUCUCGUGCUUUGGUUCGUCCAACGUCGACGCUUACGCUCGCAAACUGCGCUCGACAACGCACGCGCUCUCAUCGCGGCGCAACUACGCUCCGCUGACGGCACGCAUUUCACGCCCAACUCUCGCUCUUCGCACCUCGAUCCAGCUCGUGCUCAUCGAGCCUAA